UUCCACAUUGACAGAAAAUACACAUUAGCUUCUCUUGGCUUCUUUUUUUUCUCCCUUUGCAUGUUAUAGUUGAGUUGCUUCAUCAUGGGAGUUUUAGUAAUCUCAUCUCUCCUGCUACAUGUCCUAGCAUUUUCUGUCUGCGUUCAAGGCUUCUACCAUCGUGGCAGUCAUCAUCCCGGCGGCCACGGGGGACCUUGGAUCAACGCUCAUGCCACUUUCUACGGCGGUGGUGAUGCUUCCGGCACCAUGGGUGGAGCAUGUGGGUACGGGAAUCUGUAUGGCCAAGGUUACGGAACAGAGACGGCAGCGCUGAGCACGGCGUUAUUCGACAAUGGACUUAGCUGUGGUGCUUGUUUCGAGCUGAAAUGUGUCAACGAUCCUCAGUGGUGCAUACAAGGCCGGUCCAUUGUGGUCACUGCCACUAACUUUUGUCCUCCUGGUGGCGCAUGCGAUCCUCCCAACCACCAUUUCGAUCUUUCUCAACCCAUCUACGAGCAUAUCGCUCUUUACAAGUCCGGUAUCAUUCCAGUUAUGUACAGAAGGGUUCGGUGCAGAAGAAGGGGCGGGAUAAGGUUCACGAUCAACGGUCACUCAUACUUUAACUUGGUGCUGGUCACAAACGUAGGUGGAGCCGGGGACGUACACUCGGUGUCGAUGAGAGGGUCACGUUCAAGAUGGCAAUUAAUGUCAAGAAACUGGGGGCAAAACUGGCAAAGCAAUUCUUAUUUCAACGGUCAAAGUCUGUCGUUUGUUGUGACCACAAGUGAUCGUCGAAGUGUUGUAUCGUACAAUGUUGCUCCUCCUAGUUGGUCCUUUGGCCAGACCUACACCGGAGGGCAGUUUCGUUAUUAA
This is a messenger RNA of Eruca vesicaria subsp. sativa (arugula), 852 nucleotides long. The record is from the annotation of a GenBank genome assembly. Lineage: Eukaryota; Viridiplantae; Streptophyta; Magnoliopsida; Brassicales; Brassicaceae.